UCCCGAGGGUCGGACGGAUUAAAGAUGGCGCCCUCUCAAGCAGUAAGAUGCUGUCAACGGGGUUUAUCCUGGAUACCUGUCAUUUUUAUCAACCUGAUCGUGGGCUGGUCCUACUACGCUUACGUGAUGGAGCUCUGUAUAUAUACAAUCACUAACACUGAGGAACAAGUUAUUUAUUUGAUAGUGUUUCACAUCUUCUUCUUUAUCUUCAUGUGGUCCUACUGGAAGGCCAUCAUUUCCAAGCCUAUUGGCCCCUCCAAAGAGUUCUGUCUCCCUAAGGCAGAAAAAGAGCUGUAUGAGAAGGAGGAGAGACCAGAGGGUCAGCAGGAAAUCCUGAAAAGAGUGGCCCGAGAUCUGCCUGUAUAUACACGCACAGGCUCUGGAGCUAUCCGUUAUUGUGACAGAUGUCAGCUGAUUAAACCAGACAGAUGCCAUCACUGCUCCACCUGCGACAAAUGUGUCCUGAAAAUGGAUCACCAUUGUCCCUGGGUUAAUAACUGUGUCGGAUUCUCCAACUAUAAGUUCUUUGUGCUGUUUCUGGCGUACUCCAUGCUGUACUGCAUCUACAUCUCCGCCACUGUUUUGCAGUACUUUAUCAAGUUUUGGACACUUUGCAGACGGAGGGCUUUAGAGCAAUGCCCAGAGAAUCAGCUGCCGAACACUCAGGCAAAGUUCCACGUGUUGUUCCUCUUUUUUGUGGCGGCCAUGUUUUUCAUCAGCGUCCUGUCACUGUUCAGCUAUCACCUCUGGCUCGUGGCAAAAAACAGAACCACUAUAGAGGCUUUUAGGGCGCCAGUGUUCAGAAAUGGCCCGGAUAAAAACGGUUUCACUUUGGGCUGUCGCAAGAAUAUUACCCAGGUGUUUGGAGACCAGAAGAAAUACUGGUGCUUACCAAUUUACAGCAGUUUGGGAGAUGGCUACACAUUCCCCACUCGACUAGUCAACACUGACUCAGAACAAGGCAAUGUUGAACAUCAAUCCAUUAAAUGCGCAGUUGAUGGACAGACAAACCCCAGACCUCUGAGUGAGUCACAGAAUCAUCUCCUAGGAAACGAUAUGCACUCUGAAGAGUCCAAAGACGGCAGUCGUGCAAACAUCGAGGGAUGUCAUGCUGUUUCCGUUACCAUGGAGAACGAGUCCUAGUCAGGACCUUCCAGUGAUGCGCAUUUGGUUUUCCUCUGAAGGAUGCACUUGUUUGAAGACCUCAUGUGAUAGCCUUAAGAUCAGCAGCAUUAUCUCAUCUGUAUGGAAUUGACCUGCAGCGUGGGUGCUGUAUUUCAACCACAUUAAUAUCAGCACAGACUUUCAGGUUGUUUGCACCAAACAUUGACUGGAUUUGAACGACUUAUCAACUUUUUCAUCAGUGCUUAUUUCAUGAUAGGUAAUAGUUAGACAUGUUUUCUCUGGACACACACAUAUUUUUGACCAAAAACCUUAAGUUCGUUUUCAGGUUUUUGUUGUGUAUUAUAUUUGUUAUUUAUUGUUCAUUAACCUCUUAAACUACUCAAAAAAAAGUUAAACAUGGUAAUGUGGUGACUUUUUGUCACCAGGGAUUUUUGAGGAAAGAUUGGGAAGUAACAUGUAAUGCAGUAUUUGAUUCGAAUGUAUUAAUCCAAAGUAACAGAGUUAUGUUUACUACAUGCAGUAGCAGCGUCCUGGGUAACUGAUGAAUAGUAAUGUUAGUCAACAACUUCUUUGGAGCCCAUCGAAUGCAUUCACUAGACCUAGAUAGAAAUAGUCUUUAUUGUAUUUAUUGAUAUUGAAUGGACCAGUUUAACAUUCGCUUCACCCUUUCAUCAACACUAAUUUCUUUUUUCUUUUUAAAAGACUUAUUUUUUUCUGACCGUCAGCAUCCCUAUCAGCAUUUUACUCUAAGCUUUGUUUGGCAGCUGGUGUGAAAUGUGACGCUGAAAUCUCAGGCCAAGAAACAAGAAGUGCUUUCUGUUGUCACCUAUGAAGCAAUAGUUUCCUAUGUGUAACACUAGCUGAGCGAGUUUAUUUCACAUAAUUGUGUGUUUUCGGUGUAAAUUUGUGCUGUUAUAGUCCCCAAAGUGGGAGGAGUCUGUUGUGGUCUCUUUACAACUGCACUCUGCUGGUUUUAUUUUUUGGGAUAUUGACCUCACGUUUGUUAUAGAAACUCUAUCCUGAACUGAAAAAUGCACAUUUCUGCUUUGUGAUGAUGAUGAUGAUGAUGAGGAUUAACAAAACCAGGUUGUUUUGUCCUGCCAUUUCAGGUCUUAUGUUAAUUAAGUUUUUAUAUGUUAUAGUUAAUUUUGAUUCUAUUGCACAGCAUACAUUUUUUAUUUAUUGCAUGUUCAUGUGAAAAAUAUUGGAAAGUGAUUUGCCAAUUGAUAUAGCUUACAUCAGCAUUUUACAGAACCAAGCUGAUGUAACCAUAGCAACAUUAUUGUACCUAAAUCUGUGGUUUAAAAUACUAAUCAGAUGCGUCAUCGCAUUUUAUUAUGAACGUUUUUGGAUACGUUUUUAAAGGAAAACACCACUGUUUUUCACUAUUUUACUAUGUUCUUACCACAACUUAGACAAAUCAAUAUAUACCUUUAUUUUUUCAAUGUGUGCACUUUUAAUCUUUGCACAGCGCCUCGUGAAUGUGUUAGCAUUUAGCCUAGCCCCAUUCAUUCCUUAGGAUCCAAACAGGGAUGAAUUUAGAAGCCACCAACAAAACUUUUGUUUGGAGCCAUAGGAAUGAAUGGGGCUAGGCUUAAUGCUAACACAUUCACGAGGCGCUGUACAAAGAUUAAAAGUGCAUGCAUUUAAACAAGGUAGGUAGGUAUGUAUGUAUGUAUUUAUUCAUCUAAGUUGAGGUAAGAUCAUAGUAAAAUAUUGAAAAAACGAUAGCGUAUUCCUUUUAAGGGGAGAAUUAUGCCAAAAACUGAUAUUUACUCUUUAAUCUAUAGUUUAAUCCUAAACGAAUGCAUAAUAUUACUGGAAUCAUAUAUAGGACCAUUUUAAUUUUUGCCCGAUUUUGUUAUAUUUACAAGCUUGUACAGAAUUUUCUCUGCUUUUUUGUACUCGCCUCCAGGCCGGUUCGGUUCAUGAUGUUAUAUUUAAAGAUGUUUCUGAAGUCUGAACAGUUUGCACAAAUUUUACAAAUCUAACUAAUAUUAAUGUUUGUAUUAUCUAAAAUAAUCAAGUGUUCAGUGUAUGCAUUGUAAAACACAAUUUUGGAACAUUGUAUGAUUCAUUUCUACAUGAUUGAAAUUAAAGUAAAAACAUAUUGAAUACAAAUGCA
Molecule: messenger RNA, 3250 nt
Organism: Paramisgurnus dabryanus
Lineage: Eukaryota; Metazoa; Chordata; Actinopteri; Cypriniformes; Cobitidae
Gene: zdhhc20a
Product: zDHHC palmitoyltransferase 20a
Molecular function (GO): palmitoyltransferase activity
Source: RefSeq, a predicted model, not a curated record